GUCUGCUAUAGUCAUGCCACGUAGAGGUCUUGUCAAAGCAGCACUCAGCUCUGAUACCCUUGUCAUAAAAGGAAAGCUCUCAAAUGAUGCACAGAUUCCACAGGAAGUCGUUGUACACUUAGACGGUAUACAAGGACCACGUGUUGGUAGCAACAACAAGCCAGAUGAGCCAUUAGCUUAUGAAGCACGUCAAUUCGUUAUCGACGCUGCUGUUGGCAAACUAGUCGAUUUUGACAUUAUCGGCAGUGUAGAAGCUAACAAUCUGAACUUUGGCGUUGUGAACUUACCAAAUGAAGAGGGUGUUAGCCAGGAUUUAAAAACACACAUUCUAAGCCACGGUUGGGCUAAAUUGCGCACGACAAACGACAGCGCACUCAAUGUCAUACAAGAUUACGCUAAGACAAAACAAAGAGGUAUAUGGGGUUUGAAGCAACAAAGGGAUGUCCUUUACACCAUGCCAUCAGAUUUACAAUCAUUCGUUGACAAAUACUCUCGCAAUAUCCUCACAGCGGUUGUUGAACAAGUACGCGAUGGACAUACACUCCGCCUGAGAUUACUCCUCAGUGAUCUCAGUCAUCAGUACAUUACUCUCGCACUUGCAGGUGUACGCUCUCCAAAAGUUGGAAGAGAAGAUCUAGCGGAGGCAGCAGAAGAAUUUGGUCCACAAGCUCGCCUCUAUGUUGAGACCAAAUGUCUGCAACAAAAAGUUAAAGUUAGAUUAUUCGCUACAAACAACACCUCGUCCCUUGUUAUUGGUAAUAUCACUUUAAAUGAUGGAUCAUCACUCGCUGAAUGUGUUAUCGCUAACGGAUUCGCUAAAUUCGCUGAUUGGCAUGCAGCCAUUUUGGCUAGCAAUGGUCCUUCAUAUUUACCUUCAUUGAAAGUUGCAGAAAAGUUCGCAAAGGAGAACAAAAUGAACAUCUGGCAAAACUUUGUCGAUCCAAUUGCUACACAAUCCACUGCGGAUGUUGCCGCGAAUGGUAAUGUUAAGAAAAACACUACACAAUCACAUCCACGUCAAUCUGAAGUUAUCGUCAGUAGAAUUUGGUCGGGUGACCAAAUUUCAGUCAUUCCUUUCAACAAAGAUGGCAGUGAAGGUGUUGAAAAACGUAUACAAAUUGCUUCUAUCAGACAACCACGUAGUGCCGACACGAAGCAAGCAUACUGGGGAUUAGAAGCACGUGAAUUCAUGAGAAAGAAGCUCAUUGGAAAGAAAGUCAUUUACCAACACGACUACACUAGACCAAAAGAAGAAGGUUUCGAUGAACGUGAAGCAGCCACUAUUAGAUUUGGUGGCUCACAGAAUUCAAUUGGUCUCUUAUUGGUCGAGCGAGGAUUAGCAACCGUUAUCAGACAUCGCCGUAACGACGAUAGAUCACACGAGUAUGAUGAACUUCUAAUUGCUGAACAAGCGGCAUUAUCUCAAGCAAAGGGUGUUCAUUCAAACAAGGAAUUGCCAAUACCUAGAAUACCAGAUGCAAGUGAAUCAUACGCAAAAGCAUCUUCCUUCCUCCCUCAAUGGAAACGUUCAGGCAAGAUCGCAGGUGUUGUUGAAUACGUUGCAUCCGGAUCUCGCUUCAAAGUCUACAUACCAAGGGAUAACCAGAAAAUAACACUCGUUUUGUCCGGUCUGAAAGCACCAAGAACUGCACGUAAUCCAUCUGAGAAGAGUGAAGAAGGUGCUGUUCAAUCUUUGGAAUUUGCCACUAGACAACUAUUGCAAAGAGAUGUAGAAAUUAUAAUCAACGGUGUCGACAAAGCUGGUGGUUUCGUUGGCACAAUCUACAACACGAAGGGUGACAACUACGGUCUUAGCUUGGUUAGAAGGGGUUUGGCUAGUGUUCACGAAUACUCCGCUGAAAGCUUACCAUUUGCUGAUGCCCUCUUUGAUGCUGAGCAGGAAGCUAAAGAUAAAAAGUUAGGUGUAUGGGUAAACUACAACCCAGCUGCUGAAAGGGAAGCUGAAGAAGAGGCAUAUACUCAGGCACAAGAGGAGGCUAAAGAGGAUGAAAAGUCUACCAGCAACCUGAUUGAUAUACUCAUCUCUGAUGUAAGAUCUUCACCUCAAUUCUCAUUCUUUGUCCAGUUAGUUGGCAGUGAAGAUUCACAGAAGUUUGAAAGGUUGAUGAAUGAGUUCACAGCUCACCACAAGAGCAUCUCUCAUAGCGAACCAUUCGCACCACGCAAUGGUAUGCUUAUCGCUGCUCGUUUCAGCCAGGAUAAUCAAUGGUACAGAGCUCGCGUAAGACGUGUUAGUGAUGUACUCAAGACUGCUGAAGUUAUCUUCAUCGAUUAUGGUAAUGAGGAGACUGUCUCUUACUCCGAUAUCAGAAACCUUGAUGAUAAAUUCAAGACAAUGCCUCCACAAGCUAUACCUGCCAAACUCAGUUUUGUCAACCUUCUUCCAAUUGAUCACGAGUAUGGUCAAGAGUCUCUUGAUAGAUUUAAGGAACUCUGUUUGGGACGUAACCUUGUUGCAAAGAUUGACGCAAAGGAACCAAAUGGAACACUACACUUACGUUUACUUGACCCAUCAGAUCCUGAUUCAGCAAUUUCUGCGGAAUAUUGCAUUAACGCGGAUUUGGUUGCAGAUGGUUUGGCAUUAAUCGAUAAGAAAACAUCAAGAUAUUCAAACAAGUACCCAGGGAUGCAAGCUACCCUUCAAGACGCAUUACAAUCUGCCAAAGAUAACAGAGCUGGUGCAUUCGAAUAUGGAGAUAUCACUGAAGAUUAAUUAGAUUGAUUAUAUUAUUUGAAAUAAAGAAAGAAUAUUCAUUAACUAGAAGAUAUAAUAUAAUAUAAUACGAAAGUGGCUCAAACUAAAAAUACAUUAAGCUCUAGUCGUAGCUGCGAAACUUAGUGCUGGUGAUGUAGGAGAUAUUUGAGUAUUCAAUGAGUUUCUCUUGCUGGGUGAUUGUGGUGGUGUUUGAAUCGUAAUUUUUGUGACUCUAGCACUGGGUUUGUAUUGUGCAGCUAAUGCCUGGACACCUUCACCUUCAGCAUCUGAUACGACUUGUACGUGCUUGAAUCUAAUUCCGAAAUGUGUAUCAAGUGCUCUGAGGAGCAGUUCACGAUAUCCAUUGUUAGAGAUGACGCCACCACCUACUGUAAGAGUUGUGGUCUCCGGUUUGAGCUUUGUUCUGUCACCCAAAAGGCGGACUACGAUGUGAACAAGUGGACAGACUGCUUGUGCAGCUAUUCUAAGUGCCUCAACUUGACUGCCAUCGUCAUGUGUAGUCUGAUUCAUUGUGCCACUUGUUGGAUCACCAGGUAUGCCUAUCAAAGCGUCAUUUAUGAUAUCGUCAAUGAUGUUCUUGGAAAUAUCCUGUGCGAAGGCAUAAUUGCAUACAAUUCUUGAUGCUUCCGCAAUCCAAACCUUCCUGUUUGAUUCACUUACAGUGAAUGAGGAUUCACCACUUGAGUGAUCAACGUAUGUUUUGUUAAUGAGGUCAGCAGGGGAAUCCACUUUAAGCUGCUUCAUGAGAUCUUUGUGUAAUUGCAAAUGUGUAAUAGCAGUAGAAGUACUAUAAAGCUUGCUAUUCCCUCUAAAAUCCUCGUAUGCGAGGAGUGAUCUAAUGGCAAGUCUACCAACCCAGAAGGCACUACCUUCAUCGCAAAGAAGAUAUCCCCAUCCUCUGCUUAUUCCAACUCUCUCGAGAUCUUUGUUUUCCGUCUUUCUAAACGCCAUUCCAUUUGUUCCCGUUCCUGCUAUCAAAGCGAUCGCGGCGUUUGUGUCGUCAUGCUUGAGUGCAGGUGAAGCUAAUAAAUCUGUAUCAUUUGUUAUUUUAACUUGAUUCUCCAAUCCAAUCAUAGCGAAAACGCGAGCAACUAACGGUCUGAAACGUUCAGCAUCGCUUGCUUGAUUAACACCCGCUAAAGCUAACCAUAUAGCUUUAAAUGGCUGCUUCGAAAAUUGACCAUCCCUGUAUUCAAAUCUUUGGUAUUCUUUAGGCAACCUUGAUAUAGCUUGGAAUGUAGCUUCUAAAAUCACAUUAAUAGCUUGAGAAUGCCCAACGGUUUGUAAAUUACAAGGUCCACCUUCACCUCGAGCGAGGAUCUUAUCGUGAUUACCUAUAACUACUCUGGCUUUAGUUCCACCGCAAUCACCUGCUAAAAAUAAGUUCUCCAUUCGUUCUGUUGAUUGUUAUUUAUCGUUAUU
Wallemia mellicola CBS 633.66 is the source of this 4159-nucleotide messenger RNA. RefSeq names its product transcription factor. Lineage: Eukaryota; Fungi; Basidiomycota; Wallemiomycetes; Wallemiales; Wallemiaceae. Gene Ontology annotation, cellular component: RISC complex; nucleus; cytosol. Bases 14 to 2734 code for a protein of 906 amino acids. The transcript has 5 exons. Gene Ontology annotation, biological process: regulatory ncRNA-mediated gene silencing; mRNA catabolic process. Gene Ontology annotation, molecular function: RNA binding; nuclease activity. The record is from RefSeq and is a predicted model, not a curated record.